GAGGGGGUGUCCCGUGUCCCCCGUCCCGUCCCGGCCCCGCCCCGCUCCCCGCCGGGCCGGGCCGGGCCGUGGGGCGGCGGGCAGCCCCGGAGGCGGCCGCCGCGUUACCACAACCGAGGCGCGCCCUGCCUGCGUCGCCAAGGCACCCGCCGCCGCGCCGGGCCCGGCCCACGUUAACAAUCGCGAUUAUAAAAGCGGCGCGAACGUGGGGCCGCCCAGAGCAGCGGGCCCGGGCCGGCGGUACCAGCUUUCGCCCCCCGCCCGCGGAGGGCUCCCGGAGAGGACGGGACGGGGGAACCAUCCCAGCCCAUCCCAACCCAACUCCACCCCGGGAGCGAGCUGACAGCCGGCCAUGGCCGACGGCUUGAGAAGGCUGGUCGGCGCGGAGAGCGGCCGGGUGCUGCAGGAGAAGCUGGAGAGCUGGUACCGGGACUACGAGAUUAAUUCCUGUGAUCAGAAUCUGAACCGAUGCUGUGAAAUAAUAGAAUUGAACUCUGAGAUUCAAGGGCAGCUCUUCACAAUCCUCAAUGAAACAUCUCGAGAAGGUGGGCAUUAUGCAGGUGUGGAAACAAUAAAAACUCGUCUCCUGCCAUGGCUAGGGACUUGUUUUUCGUGUGCUACUUCAGGAAGGCUCUUCGAAACCAACCUCUCUCUCACUCAGGAUUCAAUUGAGAAAGAGAGGCAGCUGAGAGAGCUGGCCAGCAAUCAGACUUUUCAACUGCAAGAGCUGCAGGAAGAACUGACUUCAACUCGUCUACAGCUCAGCCAUGUGCAACAAGAUCUGGCAAAAACCCAGUUGGCUCUUGAAGACACAAAGACCAAAUCAGCCACUACUCUUUUGGCAGCAGAAGACGAAAUUGUUCAGCUAAAAGCAGCUCUGAAGACUUCCUGUGCCCAAGAGAAGGAUGCCCUGAGGAAGUUAGAUCGUCUGAAUGACUAUGAGCAGCAGAUUCAAAUACUGCGGGAUGAGAUUUCUAUCCUGGAUGCCCAGAAGUCUGUUCUCCAGAGCAGGUUUGUUCGGAGCCGCUCUCCUUCCCCAAGGCACAGUGAGAGCAAGUCACCUAGUCCACUUCCCCUGAGGAGCUGCUCACCUGGCCGAGCCAGGCGUACAAAUGCUUCACGUCGUGCCUGCCUGGUAGCUCGCUUUGGUGACAUUUAUGCUCAAGAACGCUUGGAUGCAGAGACCCUUUUGAGGACAUACAUCAGUGACAUGGAGAUGGUGCAGAGGAUAAUAUACAUUGCAGCUGUGGAGUCUUUUCAUGCAGCAAAGACAGCCUACAGGCAGUUCAAAAUACGUGUAAGAGACACUCUGUCUCUAGGUCACUCGGGGCCCGAGUCACUUGAAGACACUGUCCUGGAUUAUAUAGUUCGCCAUGAGGAUCUGUAUGACGUUCAAGCCAGUGUCAAUGAAGUAAUUCGCUCCAUGAACAUCAACCCAAAGAUUUCAUUUCCACCAGAAAUUGAUUUCAUUGUGAUCAGCACUUUGAUUCGAGAGCUGUGCCGUGUGGCUUUUUCAAUGCAGACACUCGUUCCUCCUCUUGAUGUUGCCUUUGGUACUGAUGGAGAACUUUUCAGUGAGACCAAAUACCAUCGUAGUUUCGACUCUGAUUUCACAGCUGCCUUGGUGGCCUAUCAUGUAUGGCCUGCUCUGAUGGAAAAUGAUGUUGUAAUUGUGAAGGGAGAGGCAGUCACAAAAAGAGGAGCUCUGUGGUCUCGCAGAAGUAGAAGUAGAAGCAGAAGCCGCAGCCGUAGCACCAGUCCUCUUCUAGCUCAUCAUUUGUCUCGAAGCCGCAGUCCUUCACCACUGAGGAGCGGAAGCCCAAGGCGUUAACUGGACAUGUUCCUGUGACUCAGUACAUCCGGAUCCAACAACUUCGCUGGUGCCUUUUCUCUUAAGAAUACCUCAAAUCUUGCAAUAAUGUGAAUGGCAAUUGUCACUCCAAAUGGAGUUCGUGUUCAGUGGGGUUUUUAGAAUUAUAGAAGGCUAAUUUAUAAUUUUAGAAACUACUUCAACCCUUCUGAUUUAAAAAAAAAAAAAAAAGUGCAUGCAAUACAGAAUCAUACUCAUUUGGCAAAAUUUGCAGAGCACUGAGGAAUCAAUGCUGUAAUCCUGCAGAGGGAGAUAGAAUUAUUGCAUCUAGAAUGUUUUCGAGAGAUACUAAAUGAUGCAGUUUAUCUUGAUAGGAUAUUUAAUAUAACCUAAAUGGUGAAAGUUGCAGAAUGUUGAGGUUAGCUGUUACUUGAAAACAAUUUCAUUAAUUGGUGCUUAUUUACAAUUUUAGAAAAUAACGAUAAUCUUAGGAUGUGCCAGUCUCACACAGCAUCCUUUUAAAUACGUCCUUGCGGUAAACUGAAUUUUCUAACUACAAUGCAAAAGUUGCAAGAUCAUAAACUACUAGUACUCCAGCAAUCCCCAGGACUUUAUUGACAGCUACUUAUGAAAGCAUGGGUGUGUGCUUUAGCAAGGCAGUAAUAGUCCUUGUUAAAGUCAUUGUUACUUAGAAAAUAUCAUAAAAAAUUGUAGUUUGGAACUUAAGGUAUUUUGAAAGUGUGCCACUGACUAUUUGUAGGCUUGAAAUAUUUGCUUGAGGUGGCCUAUGCGGUAUCACUUUUAAUGGGCUUUCAUACCAGACUGAUAGAUUAGUAAUUCUUGUGAACACUGUGAAAAAAACCUGUCCACCUGUCCAGUUAUCUCUGACUGUGGGUGUUCAUUACAUUUUACUAGUGAAAAUCAGAGACCUGAAGAGAUUUUAUUCUGGCACUUUAAACAGUUUGUUCCCCUUGUAAAUGUUUAUUUUAAUAUCAGCAUUUUUGGUUUGGAAAGAACUGAUACUGUCAUUCUCUCAGAACCUCAUCUGCAGGGCCAGCCUUGAAUACAAGCCACACAAGUGACUGCUUGGGGCCUUGUGCUUUUACAUAGAAACAUAGGAUUUGUCAUAAUGGAGCUGAUGUGUAAUUCACCAUCUCCACUGUCUCAUUCUGGUCAAUACCUGAUGCUUCAAAGGUAUGUGGAGCUUUCCCCAAAUUCAUCUCCACAAUUUUGGAAUAUAAACAAUCAGGAGGAAAAAUUCUUUUCUGCUUCCUCUUUUAAUCAGCCUAUGCCCUGGAACAUGACAUUUCAUUAAUACUACUCUAAUAACAUGAGCAAAAGUAUUUUUAUUAGUUCUGAAACUAUUUAGUCCUUAAAAUUAAGUUACAGGAGCAGAUUUUGUGAUCCCUUUCCAGGGAUCUUAUACAGAUUUAUACAUCCAUACUCUUUCUCUCUACUUCUUGUGUGGCUUAAGACUUUGGCACAAGGCUCUUUGGCACAGGAUCAUAUUUCAGCAGACUUUAGUGCUGGUCCGCAUGAGCCAUGGAUCAGCUGUGACUCUAGUUCUACAGAUGUAUUUUCAUUGGAAUUUGGCCAAUUAGUAACCGAUGAGAACAAAAUGAAGUCCUGUACACAGAGAGACAUUCACAGAGCCAUUCUGAAUGAACUGAGGGGACACAAAGGUGCAUGCACGUAUGUGGUGUACUUCCUUGUAUCUAAGAAAGUCACAAGAGAAAAUACAAAGCAAUAUAUUUCCUCUUCUAAGAGCCUGAUUGUUGGUCACAGCUAUGGAUCUGAGCUUAAAGUAAACCUGCAUAUUUCUGCACUGAUCUCAUGACUAAAACCACCCCAGUUCUGGAAGAACUGAGCACCUGCAACUUGUGUGGCAACAGAAGACAAUUAGAUAUCCUGAGUAUGGUUUUGAGCAGAAAAAUGAAGGAUUUCUCAAAAUCUUGUAACUACCUAAGGGCUAAGGAGAUGUAGGUUUUUUUAGAAACUAGGUGUUGCAUUUUUGUCUUCUGCAUGUAAUUGCCAAGCCAUGUCUGUGUUAUGAUUUUGAGUUGAAGUAAGUUUCCAUACUGACUGUGAGAAAACUAAGACUACAUCAAAGAAGUAUGUUUUUCUUGACAAGCAUCAGAGGCAGGGUAGUUCCAGACUUGCACACACCUGUGAUGCCACUAGGAACUAGUAUUCCCAAAGAGCUAAAAUUGCCAUAAAAGACAAAUUCACAGUGGUUAGUGGACCAUCUCAUCUUCCUCCCCCAGCAGGUACCUAGAGAACUAGUUAGUCUCGAAGUGAAAGAGAAAACUAAUGAAAUGACAGCCAGUGACUUGUUUUGGUGGUGAGAAAGCAGCUCUAGGAUAUUUUUUUUUGCAUAAUGUUUCAGAGCAGAGCAAACCAUUUUCGGCAAAAUAGGAAGUCAGUCCACAGCAUGGUAACACUUAAUUAGUUAAACAAACCUUACUCUACUCAGUUGUACUCUGCAGCCCAUAGUCUUUUUAUAGGAAUAUACUGUUUUGUACUGGUUGCCUGUGCAGCUUAUUUAUAGCCAAUUAAAUCUAUAGAUCAGUUAGAAGAUUGCUUUUGGUGUCAAGGUAGACACUAACAGCUCCUGUGCUUCUUUUGAUCUACAUGACAACAGUGCAGAGAAUGCAUACCAAUAAAGAUUAUAUGGAAUUAACCAGCAAAUGCAAAAUAACUUAUAAAAAGGGACUUCCGUAAUUGCUUGUAAGACUCUAUGAAAGAAUGGAUCAUGAAUGUGAAAUUGAUGAUAUUUUAAUAAGAGUUUUUAAAAUCUUAAGUAAGAUUUUUUAAAUUUUCUUUUUUUUUUUUUUUUUCCACUAAAUCACAAGCCUGGAUAAUGCCACGCUUGUAAAACCACCAAAGUAGAAACAGUAAGGGUGAAUUCUAAUAGGUGACAAAUAAAAAAAAGCCAGUAAGGCUUCUAUUGCAAGGUAGUUUUAGAACAGUAUGAUCAUGAUCAAAGUGUUAAUACCAGGAAAAGAAGGCUAGAUUUUGAACUAAUUUAAGCUCUUUGCAGAUGGACUGAUGGAAGUGAGGCUGCACAGAAUGUAAAAAAGCACCACGUUUAGGCCAAGGUGUUCAUGUAGAACAGCACACGUUUGUGAGGGAUUUAGAGAUUGCUGGAGAGUUUCUCCUGCAUAUCAGCUCUUUGAAAGCUGAUUAUGUCUGUCUCAAUUCAAAGGCUGUCCCACAGUCAGUCUGAACGUGUGGAUGUUUUAUCAUCUAUUUCUGGGAAAAUACAAUAUCAUCAAAGUAUCUUCAGUGUUCCUUCUUCAAUGUUUGCAGCUCAAUAACAGAGACACCCAUGCAGAGCUAGCAGAUACUAAGGGUAAAUGGCUCAGCUAAAUUUGCUACUGCACAAUGAAGAUUUAAAUUCAGAACUUAUCUUAGAUAGAUUCUCCAGCAUCCUGAUAGGAGAAAGAAAGUUGGUAGCAGGAGGUUGGUGGAGUCCUCCCAUCUAAUAUCGCUGGCAGUGAGCAGUGGUGCUGAUUCAGCCUUGUAGGAGGCUCAAGAUGAGUGGUAAGUUAAAGCAAAAAUACACUACAGCCUGAAGAAAGUAAAUGUGAAGGCCAAAAAUUAUCAAAAUUCUCCCUGGAAAACAUACGGCUGUACAUCCUCCAGGAUUUGAGUCUUUUAACUUUACUUUUAUAUUGCAUGUAUGUACUGCAAAAGUUUGUCAUCCUGUAAAAGUGCCAUCAGAAUUAAAUACUGUCUUUCAGCUUUAUGUAACCUUUGUCAGCCGUUUUUGAUUGGUGUUAAUUACACAGUGAUUUUCUUACGGUAGCAUUAAAUAGUCUAGCUGUGUAUUAAAUAAAUGAAAAUCUGUUUGUUCAUUAUGGCUUGCAGCUACAUUAGCAUGUGUUCAGACUGAAUGUUUUAAGUUUCAAGACUACUGUAUUUCUUUUAGUCAUGCAGCAUACUAAGCAAGUAUACUAAAGAAAUGUACUUUCACUUUAUGCCAGUUUUGGAUAGUUUAAAACAACACAUGUGAGCAAAUCUGUCACAGGCUCUUGCUGAUAUACAGGUGUGUUGUUUAUGUGGAAGCUGUACCUUUCACUCUGUAGGCAGAGCACAAACCGAGCACUUGGUGUCAUUUUACUGUUAGCAGACAAAGGCAUGAACACAAAUGAAGUGGGUGGUGUAUUUAUACUUUCUUAUGGCUUUGAGAAGGGAACACUUCUGCCUUGCAAAAACACAGUUCUCAAAGUAAUGUUACCUGCUUGAAAAUAAAAUGUCAGCAUGAAGAUGCUGUCUGCAGCUGUUA
Molecule: messenger RNA, 6098 nt
Organism: Aquila chrysaetos chrysaetos
Lineage: Eukaryota; Metazoa; Chordata; Aves; Accipitriformes; Accipitridae
Gene: SPATA18
Product: spermatogenesis associated 18
Exons: 13
Coding region: 353-1831 (492 amino acids)
Biological process (GO): mitophagy by internal vacuole formation; mitochondrial protein catabolic process
Cellular component (GO): mitochondrial outer membrane
Source: RefSeq, a predicted model, not a curated record